UUCAAUUUCUCUUUUCCUCUCUACUUUGUGGAUCUGUUUCUAACUAGAGAUGAAAUUAUAUAUCAGUUUCUUCCUCGUCUUCCUUAUGUUGUUUUAUUCAGUCAUGUUUGCUGUCGAGGCCCGUCCUCUCAAUUGUGCCUCGAUUUAUAAUUUGUCCUUGAAUGCUGUGAAGGCCGGUCCAAGUCCUGGUGAAGGACACAAGUUUACCAAUGCGAAAACACUUGGAGGGAUUAAAAUGUCUGGUCCAAGCCCUGGUGAAGGACAGAAGUUUACCAAUGCGAAAACACUUGGAGGGAUUAAAAUGUCUGGUCCAAGCCUUGGUGACGAACGCAAAUUGUCCAAUGCUCAAACGCUUGGAGGAAAUAAGAAAUCUGGUGAAGGAAACAAAUUUACUAACGCUUACACGCUUGGAGGAGUUAAGGAAUCUGGCCCAAGCCCUGGAGCUGGACACUAGUUUGCGUAGCAAUUGGAUGGAACUCUAAUAUAUUUAUUCUUUAUUUCCAUGGUUUAAAUUCUUUAUUAGUAGUGGUGAGACACGAAAUGAUUUUAUUUUUUUAUUAUUAUUAUUUUUUAGUUUUGCAGCGGGCAGAGAGAUAUUCUCACUAUUAUUUAUUAUUCUUUUCCAUGUAAUG
This is a messenger RNA of Olea europaea var. sylvestris, 632 nucleotides long. RefSeq lists its product as uncharacterized. Bases 50 to 454 code for a protein of 134 amino acids. The transcript has a single exon. Gene Ontology annotation, biological process: innate immune response; regulation of developmental process. The record is from RefSeq and is a predicted model, not a curated record. Lineage: Eukaryota; Viridiplantae; Streptophyta; Magnoliopsida; Lamiales; Oleaceae.